UAUAUGUAGAUUUGAAGGCGGGCCAAUGGCGCACCGACCACGUGAGCUGCGGCCCAGUACUUGAGCCCCGGUCGACCAGGAACGUCGGGCCUUUCCGCCGCUCGUCUUCGUUCGUACAGCCGCGCUCGUACUCACACACGCACCGGCAGCCAUGGGAGACUCGGUGAAGGAGAAGAAGAAGAAGAGCAAGAAGGAGGCUGAGCCGGACAAGGCCCCCGCGGCGGCUCCUGCGGCCGCGGCACCGGCCGCCGCGCCGGCCGCCGCGCCCGCCAAGAGCUCAACCAAGAAGCGGGCCCAGCGCAGUACCUCGAACGUGUUCGCCAUGUUCACGCAGCACCAGGUGCAGGAGUUCAAGGAAGCCUUCCAGUUCAUCGACCAGGACAAGGACGGAUUCAUCAGCAAGAACGACAUCCGCGCCACCUUCGACUCUCUUGGCCGGCUCACCAACGACACCGAGCUCGAGUCUAUGAUCUCCGAGGCACCAGGACCCAUCAACUUCACCAUGUUCCUCACCAUCUUCGGUGACCGCAUCACGGGCGUCGACGACGAGGAGGUCAUCGUAAACGCCUUCAACCUCUUUGACCAGGGCAACGGCAUGUGCAGCGAGGAGAGGCUGAGGCAGAUGCUGACUACCUUCGGCGAGAAGCUCAACGAUCAGGAGGCCAACGACGCCUUUGCCGAGGCUCCCGUCGACAGCGCCGGCAACGUGGACCUCAAGAAGUUCGCGUCGAUCCUCACCAAGGGAGUCGAGGAAGAAGAAGGAGCGUAAACGGACGUCACAGUGGACACACACCGCGCGUGGGCUGCCUGGGUGGAACAAUAAAAUAAGGCACUGCUUUCCUUUUUUUAUGGUAUGAGAGAAGAGGGACGUCUCUGGCUUGACACUUCUUGAAGCCCCGGCUCGCAACACGGGGUAGGAAGCCGGCUCGUUGAGGCCCUCGUGUAGCAGCGACCUGUUCAGGAACGGUUCCUUUGCCUUUUCCCACCGCUUUAUACCCGAUUCGUGGAAUAAUAAAAGAAAAUUC
Molecule: messenger RNA, 1025 nt
Organism: Rhipicephalus sanguineus (brown dog tick)
Lineage: Eukaryota; Metazoa; Arthropoda; Arachnida; Ixodida; Ixodidae
Product: myosin regulatory light chain 12B
Exons: 4
Coding region: 152-769 (205 amino acids)
Biological process (GO): post-embryonic development; locomotion
Cellular component (GO): myosin II complex; cytoplasm
Molecular function (GO): calcium ion binding; myosin heavy chain binding
Source: RefSeq, a predicted model, not a curated record